UACAGUAUCCUGUGGAGAAGUACAACGGUAGCGCCGAUAUCAGACCGAUGUCGCUGAAGAGACAAUACCUUUGUGAGCUGUACUCUUCCCCGCAUGCCCCCAAUGGAGUAGUCGGAGGGUAGCCCCCGAGCAUAAGGACUGCGGGAGGCUCAUCAAGCCUGCUUCCACCCGGCGCAAUGCACGCGCGCAACGGCACGUUAGUGCGUCGAUGGCGUUGUUGCAUAAAAGCAAUGCAAACCUGGGUCGCGUUAUGGUGGGACGCAUCAUGCACAUCUUACGCGCCAAGCAUGAGGGUCUGGGUUUUGCCAAGACAUCGGGGGGAGAUGGCCGGAAUUUCGUGGGUUAAGCCUCAGCUGGUUGAUCUGUCAUCACAGGAGAUCGCAGUAAGAUCGGUGAUGAGAUGUUCCGCAGCUUACGCAGCCGAGAACAAUCCCCAGCGUGAGAGUCGAAGUACUUCACAAUGUGUUUUUCCUUUAUGUCCAAGUGUGAUGGUUGCUGACAGCCAUGACUGCUGGAGGCAUGCGGCCAGACCCAAGCGAACGACACCUGAAGUCUUAGCUUGUAACAGGUCAGGAAGGGGCGCGGACCAGAGUGCACACGUGCACAGCGAUGGGAAUUGGAAGUGCACAGAUUGAAGACCAAUCAAUGGCGGUUGAAAGCCGCGGGAAUACGCCGAGUCACGCAAUCGAUCGAAACUUUCCAGCGUGUCGGGCUAAGCUCGAUGGCUAUUCGUGAACCUGCGUUGCAGACUGGCCGGGCCACAGGAGGAUGAUACGAGACCUAAUGACGGAGGGCACUGCUCUCCUCCGGGCUGCGUGCAGG
This is a messenger RNA of Neohortaea acidophila, 822 nucleotides long. RefSeq lists its product as uncharacterized. Lineage: Eukaryota; Fungi; Ascomycota; Dothideomycetes; Mycosphaerellales; Teratosphaeriaceae. The transcript has a single exon. Bases 177 to 635 code for a protein of 152 amino acids. The record is from RefSeq and is a predicted model, not a curated record.